AUGAGUUUUCUAUCAUCGAUCGGUCAGUACGUGGCUGGAAUGGCAGAUAGUGUUGCGGGUCUGGCAUUAUCGCCACGCCGUGCGCCACCUCCUCGCCACCGCUCUGCUGAAGAGACUCAACAACAGCAACAACCCUCAACAGCAACUAUGCGAGGAUAUCCGCGCGUGCUACCAACUGAAGGGGUAUCAGCUUUAAGCGCACGUCGUCGAACGCUGGACUGCUUGGCUCCUAUUGCUCCGCAACGACGUGGUGGUUCACUGCGUACACCACGACAGCAGCAACCUCCAGAGAGACCAACAAUGGCUUUUUGUAAAAGGCGCCUCUCUUGGCCUGAAGUAGAUAAUUCAGUGAAUUCAGGUGUACAAGAGACGGAUGGAUCUUAUUUUGAGAGCUUCACUGCACUAUCUUGGAGACAAGAGAACAGGAGACUUGCUGCGCUUCGAUUGGCUGAGGCGAGAGCCGAACGUCCACCCCCCGCGCCACAUGAGCUUGGCCUGCCAAGCGUUUCCGCACAACUGUCACAUAAAGAACACGAACAUUUAUACACUGAGGUACUAUAUUGCAUUGAGAAUGCAGUUGGGGCUCCUGCACCAGAUGGGCAGUUCACUGCGUACAAAGAAGAAGUGAUUGAAUACGCUCGCCGUGCAUUCCGUGUCCCACCGGAAGUGCACGCUCGUGCUUUGCGAGCUGCUGGUAGUGAGCGCCCGCCCACUGUUGUUCUCGGCUGCGCUGUCAUCGAGGCUGAUGGACUGGAGGCCAAGGACGCCAACGGUAUAAUUCUUAAAUAUAUAGAAGUAGUUGAGAAAAUUGCAACUGACAUCGAUGAUAUUUCGUCGGAUGUGCUACACCUGGAUAUUUGGGAUCAUGAUGACGAGAGUUCUGUGCUAGACGCUGUAUCACGCCUUAAUGAAGUCCGUGGAGUUCGGGGUUUAGGACGAUUCUUUAAACAGGUCUGCCAAAGUGCACGACAGGGCAGCCAGGAUGAUUUUCUCGGAUGCGUAAAUAUUCCAUUACGUGAAAUCCCAUCAACCGGUGUGGAAGCUUGGUACAAGCUAGAUGCUCGAUCACAGCGCUCAUCAGUACAAGGUCGUAUUCGGCUACGUUUGUGGCUCUCUGCUCGCGAAGCUGGGCGGCAUGAUGAUGACAAUUGGCAACAGGUACGUCAGCAUGAACGUCUCUUUGGCGUACUCCUGGCCCACGAAGUCGAAACAAACUUUCUUAACAACACGGAAGAUAGAAAGGAGGGUGAAGGCUGCGCCAGCGGCUCCUGGGAGGGUGACCUUUGUGGUGCAGCUCAGACGUUGUUACACCAACAUGCUGUACAAGGAGACCUUAGCACUCUUCAAGCUGCUAUUGCUCGAUUUGCUGCUGCAUGCCGCCUAAAUAGCGACGCGCCUUUGGACCCAAAGUAUAUGUACAAGUUGCUAACAGAGUUGGAAAGAACAUGGAUUGCACAUGAAACAUUGACUGGGGGUGGAAGUGGCGAUUCAGGAGCAGGAGCGUCACGCGAUGAAGAGCGUUGGCUAGCUGAUUGCUUCGGGGAGUUUGUAGAGCGAGCUUUGCAUCAACUUCGACUUCACAGAGAUUUGUAUCCGGUCCUCCAUAACUUAAGCUUGAACCAGUUAGAAUUUUUGUUGCGAUGUCUAAAUCAAUUAGCGCAAAUGAAAGCUUUCUGGCGAUGCUGUCCGUUCAAUAAGGAAAUAAGAAGUGAAGUGGUUGGCGCACUACGCAAAGGCACUGCGGAGUGGUACGAAGCACUUUGUGCUCAAGAUACUAAGUCGGAGCGUGGUGAGGAUUUAGUGAACCUUAUUACACUGGUUCAGAUAGAUCUGCAACAAGGACUUACUUAUUAUCAUCCGCUUUUCGAAACAACGAAUAAUGUUCCGUAUUUUAACGUUGUAUUCACACAAAUAGACAAAAUGGUAUCCGAAGAUGUAAGACUAUGUGUAGAACACUGGAUAACAGAGGGUUGGUGCGGCGUAGCUGAAGAAGAGAUAUAUGAUGAACACGGAAAUGGGAUGUGUGUUGUAUCGGCGAAGACAUUACCGUUUGAGUUGCUGGCGGCAGUGCGCGAGUUAUCCGCCGCUGCUGCUCCAGCGCCUUCCCCUCACCCCGCUACGGACCCCCCACCGCAGCUGCUGGAGGCUUACUUUUGGUUCGAGCCUUUAAUUGAUCGCUGGCUAGCGGUGACAAAGACCAUGGCAUUGCAGAGAGUGCGCGCAGCUGUUGAGCUAGAUCGACCAGUGGAAGGAGAGCACUAUGUAAAACACAGCACGUCGUCGGUGGACACAGGCGCUUGCUUAUACCAUAUGCGCUUGGUAUGGCGCGCUAUCGGCGGCUCUGAAGAAGGUGGAGUCGGAGGUGGUCUUCGGCUUUUGGAAGCCGCUUGCGCAACGGCACUUCAUUAUGCAGAUUUGGUACACGGUGCUCUGGCAGACCAAGGCUACUAUGAAAAUCAUGGACAAAAUAAAACAACUGAAGAGAUAUGCACGAUAGUAAACAACUUAGAAUAUGUGCGGCGCUCGCUUGCAGAAUAUGAUGAUGAAAUGAUAGCAAACGAUGACAACGCACGGCAACUUGUUCGUGGAGCGCUGGGUACACUGGAUGCACGCUCGAGUCGUGCGGCUACACCUCUUGCCGCUCGAGCUCGCCACGCUUUGCGCAAAGCUGUGUUCCAUCUCGCUUGGUCACCAGAUACGUUACCAACACCGCAGGCAAUAACUCCACUGUUGGAGUUCUUGGACCAACAUUUAUCUUCGUUAAAUACUUGGCUACUCCCGCGUGCAUUUCUUCGCGCACUGGCUGGGUGCUGGAGUGCUGUUCUAAAAGAAGUUUCAGCUCAGGCGGAUGCGGGUGGGGCGGAAAAGCCUAGGGUUUAUCAUCACAGAUUGAAAGAGGCUCUAGAACUACUCGCCGAAUUUUUCCAUGCAGAGGGCAAAGGCUUACCGAUGUCAGAAGUGCAUAGCGCUGAGUGGUCUCGCUUAGAACAAAGGAUGCAAUUCCAUCAGGCCCAAACGGAAGAGUUGCUAGAACUAUGGUUAGCAGAACGAAUAUUAGAACAGACUCACACUCCUUUGCCAUCUCCUUAUGGCUCAAUUUUAGUAAGAGUUUACUUCAACCACGAUUCACUUUGUGUAGAAGUUCUAUCAGCCCGUGAUGUAAUUCCGCUCGACCCCAAUGGACUAAGCGAUCCUUUUGUUGUAUUAGAGUUGCUUCCGAAGCGGCUGUUUCCCAAAUCUCAUGAACAAAGUACACAUGUUCAAAAGAAAACUUUAAAUCCUGUCUGGGAUGAAUGUUUCGAAUUCGCUGUGUCGCUGGAAGCCUGCCGCUCACCACAGGCCGCAUUGGCUCUAUCCGUAUGGGAUCGUGACGUAUUGACGGCGGACGAUUUUGCCGGCGAGGCAUUUAUAUCGCUCUCUCGUGUGCCCGGCGUUAACAGCCAUGCGCCACCAGACCCGUUGCGACCCAUUGAACUUCCUCUUAUGCAAUUACACGACCGAAGUCAUCCAAUUUUACAAAUAUUGGAGUCACGUACAACAGACAAAAUGGCAAUGGAUUUCGUAAAAAAACAGAAAUUAAGAUUCGCCGAACAGUAA
This is a messenger RNA of Parnassius apollo (apollo), 3597 nucleotides long. The record is from the annotation of a GenBank genome assembly. Lineage: Eukaryota; Metazoa; Arthropoda; Insecta; Lepidoptera; Papilionidae.